UUUCAUAAAGAGACAUAACCUUUCUCUAUGUGCGAUUUGGCUUUGUGCAACAGAAGUCUUAUAUAGCAUUUGCAAGAAUAGCCAUGGAUUUUGAUGAAAUUCUACGUCAUGCAGGUGACAGUGGAAGAUUUCAGAUUUGGAUGAUCAUCCUUCUCAAUGUUUUAGCUAUUGUAUUAUGCUCUCAUGAUUUCUUGGAAAAUUUUACAGCAGCCAUCCCUGCUCAUCACUGCAGUGUAAACCUUGACAAUUCAAGAUCUGAAAUUAGUACUGCCAUGAACUUGACUACUGAAGCUUUGAUGAAGGUCUCCAUCCCAAUGGGCCCAAAUCAGAAACCCGAGCAAUGCCGACGCUUUAGGUACACCCAAUGGCAAUUUUUAGAUUCUAAUAUAUCAACUUCUAACAGCACUGAGCUAGAGACUGAGCCAUGCCUAGAUGGAUGGACAUAUGACCACAGUGUUUUUACUUCUACCAUUGUCUCUGAGUGGGAUUUAGUAUGUGACUUUCAGUCAUUUAAAUACUAUGCACAAGCCACCUCUUUGGCAGGGCAUUUGGUAGCUGGUCCUAUAUGUGGCAUUAUCUCUGACAGGUUUGGAAGGAAGCCGUUGUUGAUGUGUGGUUGCCUAGCCUAUGGGGUUUUGGGGACCUCCUGUGCCUUUGCCCCCAAUUUCUCCUUUUACUGUGCUAUGAGGUUCUUGUUAUCUGCCUCCACGAGUACUAUUAUGAUCAACUCUCUUAUCCUUGUUUUAGAAGAAACAUCAGUACAGUGGUACGCCACAGUCAUAGUACUUAAUGGACUGUUCGGCAGUAUUGGCUUGAGUACGCUUGGGGGAAUAGCAUAUGUGAUUUUGGAUUGGCACUUACUUCUACUUGCAUAUGCCUUGCCAUACUUCAUCUUUUUUAUUUUGUUCUGCUGGGUGCCAGAAUCAGUCCAGUGGCUCAUAAUCAAUGGCAAAACAGAUCAAGCAUGGAAGGAACUCCAGAGAAUUGCCUCCAUCAAUGGGAAGAAAGACAUGGCACAAAGUUUAACCACUGAGGACUUGCGCUCCAAACUUAAAGAAGAUGUAAAUUCAACUGGAAAACAUUUCAAAAUAAAGGACAUCAUUAUUAGUCCCACAAUGCGUAAAAUAAUGCUUCUUAAUUCCAGUUUAAUUUUUGCAGAAUUUUUCAGCAUCUAUGGCCUUUUGUUGGAUGUUCAAAUGUUGGGAAAGAACAUAUUCCUGACCCAGAUUCUCCUAGGAGUGAUAGACAUACCCAGUAAAUUGCUUACAUAUUUUACAUUAAGAAAUGUAAGCCGUCGUCCUUUGACUGCUUUUUUGCUCCUUGCAACUGGAAGUUGUAUUACCAUCAACAUAUUUAUCUCUGAAGAGAUGUACGUCCUGCGUCUUAUUAUUUUCAUUUUGGGGAAAGGAUCUUUUGCAGCUUUCACUUGUGUAAGCACAGCCUACUCCAAUGAACUCAUGCCAGUAGCAGUCAGGUCAACUCUAAGUGGUGUUUUUUUAACUGUUGCUCGAUCAGCAGUAGUCCUGUCUGCACUAACACUUGUUACUAGAAAGUAUUUUGAACAUCUUCCUAUGAUUCUUUAUGGAGUCCUACCCAUAGUGGCGACAAUCACCGUCUACUUUCUGCCAGAGACUUUUAAUCUUCCAUUUACUGACACUAUCCAGGAUAUGGAGAAAAGGGAAAGAUUGAUGAGCAAAAACAUCAGUAAAAAAGAAAGUCAAGACUUCUUGGAAACUACCGAGUGCUAAAGAAGCCAACAUCCACAAGGUUUCAUCCAUAUAAAUCCUUAUUCUAUUCUGUACCCUACAGACUUUACCCAUUGAUCAGUAAUCAGGGGUAUACUUAUUAAAUGAACCUAUUGCAAAGGCAAAUCUCUCAGCCAAUCCAUACUAUAGAUACAAAUCCUAAGGCUUUAUCAAAUACUGCAGUACAGGUUCCUGUCACAAAAAAUUUAAACCAAAUCUGUGCAACAAACAAUCAAAUCAACAAAAAGAAAAACCACAA
Mastomys coucha (southern multimammate mouse) is the source of this 2004-nucleotide messenger RNA. RefSeq names its product solute carrier family 22 member 22-like. Lineage: Eukaryota; Metazoa; Chordata; Mammalia; Rodentia; Muridae. The transcript has 11 exons. The coding region runs from base 84 to 1748 and encodes 554 amino acids. Gene Ontology annotation, biological process: transmembrane transport. The record is from RefSeq and is a predicted model, not a curated record. Gene Ontology annotation, molecular function: transmembrane transporter activity.